Heterobasidion irregulare TC 32-1 is the source of this 1026-nucleotide messenger RNA. Its product is annotated as mitochondrial porin. The record is from RefSeq and is a predicted model, not a curated record. Gene Ontology annotation, biological process: monoatomic anion transmembrane transport. NCBI's taxonomy places the organism in Eukaryota, Fungi, Basidiomycota, Agaricomycetes, Russulales, Bondarzewiaceae. Gene Ontology annotation, cellular component: mitochondrial outer membrane. Bases 52 to 936 code for a protein of 294 amino acids. Gene Ontology annotation, molecular function: voltage-gated monoatomic anion channel activity. The transcript is spliced from 6 exons.
AGCUCACCACCGCCAUCUUCUUCCUCCAUACAACCUCUUACGCUCCACGCCAUGCCUCUCCCUCAGCCCGUUCCCCCCUCAUGGAAGGACCUUGGCAAGUCCUCCAACGACCUUCUUAGCAAGGACUACAACAUCCACGGCACUUCUCUUGAGGUGAAAACCGCCACCCCCUCCAACGUCACCUUUAAAGUUGCUGGUGCCCGUGACACAAAAUCUGGCAACAUUCACGGUGACAUCGAGGCCAAGUUCACCGACAAGCCCCACGGUCUCGCCCUCACCCAGGCCUGGACUACCUCUAAUGCCCUCCGCACCACCAUCGAGCUCGAGAACCAGAUUGCCAAGGGCCUCAAGCUUGAUCUCAACACCACCCUUCUUCCCGACAAGGGUACCAAGGGCGCGCUCCUCAACGCGACCUACAAGCAACCCGGUCUCCACUCUCGCGCCGUCCUUGACGUGUUCAAGGGCCCGACCUUCACCGCUGAUGCCGUUCUCGGCCGCGAUGGUUUCCUCGUCGGUGCUGAGGCUUCUUACAACGUCACCGAAGGCAAGGUUACCCGCUACGCUGGUGCUGUCGGCUUCAGCGCGCCCGAGUACGCUGUCACUCUCCAUGGUCUCAGCAACCUGUCGACCUUCGCUGCGAGCUACUACCACCGCGUCAGCCCCAAUGUUGAGGCUGGAGCCAAGGCUAUUUAUGACACUAAGGCUACCACUUCGGGUGUCAGCCUUGAGGUCGGCACCAAGGCUGUCCUCGACCAGGCUGCGUUUGUCAAGGCGAAGAUUAACAACUCUGGUGUCCUUGCUCUUGGAUACACUCAAACCCUCCGUCCCGGUGUCAAGGCUUCCUUCGGUCUUGCGCUUGACACUCAGCGUCUGAACGAGGCAACUCCUUCCGGCGCUGCACACAAGGUCGGCGCGAGCUUUGUCUUUGAGGCCUAAAUGAUGUAGCUGGGGAUAUGGGGUUUGGCGGUCUUGCUCCAAAAUGUGUUAUCUUGCAUUAAUCCCAAUGAAAUAAUGUUUGUCCGAACG